Molecule: messenger RNA, 1309 nt
Organism: Hyposmocoma kahamanoa
Lineage: Eukaryota; Metazoa; Arthropoda; Insecta; Lepidoptera; Cosmopterigidae
Product: antichymotrypsin-2-like
Exons: 10
Coding region: 23-1213 (396 amino acids)
Molecular function (GO): serine-type endopeptidase inhibitor activity
Source: RefSeq, a predicted model, not a curated record
GGUCGCACACGCAGCAACAAACAUGAAGCUUAUUUUAACACUAUCGGUUCUAGUGGCAGUAGCUAUGGCCCAAGAAUAUGCGGAACUACUGGACAAACUUCUUAAGGAGGGAAACGAUCGAUUCACUGCAAGAAUGUUUAAUGAAGUGGUAAAGAGCAAACCGGAUGAAAGUGUUGUAUUGUCUGCGUUCUCUGUGAUGACUCCUCUGGCCCAACUUAGCUUGGCGUCAGAAGGUGCAUCUCAUAAUGAGCUUCUCAAAGCCAUUGGUCUCCCCAACGAUAACAUUACAAAAGCAGUAUUUUCUCGACUGAACAACAGGUUGCUAUCAAUAAAAGGCAUUGAACUCAAAACAGCUAGCAAAAUAUAUGUUCCUAAAGGUUUCGAGUUGAAUCCUGAAUUUUCUGCUAUCACCAGAGAUGUCUUCAAGUCUGAAGUGAAGAAUGUAGAUUUUACGAAGAACACGGAAACAGCUAAAGAAAUCAAUACUUGGGUAGAAGACCAAACCAACAACCGUAUCAAAGAUUUAGUGAAAGCUGAGCUCUUGGAUUCCUACACCCGUCUUGUACUUGUCAACGCUAUUUAUUUCAAGGGCAAAUGGGACAGUCCUUUCAAUAAGAAAGAUACCACGGAGCAAGACUUCUACGUCUCCAAAGGCAAAACAAUCAAAGUUCCAAUGAUGCACACAAGCGAUGAAUUCAAAUAUGCUGAUAGCAAGGAGUUGAAUGCCCAGUUGUUGGAGCUGCCUUACAAAGGAUAUGAAGCCUCUUUCAUCGUAAUUCUACCCAAAGAAAUUGACGGCCUUGCGGCUCUCGUAGAAAAGCUUAAAGAUCCUGCCGCCUUGGAAUUAGCUACAUCGAAUAUGAACUAUUUUGCCAUAGAAGUAUCUUUGCCCAAAUUCAAGAUUGAGACUGAAACUAAUCUUAAGACUGUUCUUCCAAAAAUGGGUGUGAAUCGUCUUUUCCAUUCUCACCAAGCACAAUUGAGUCGUUUGAUAAAGGACGACAAAAGUAUGUUUGUAAGUGCAGCCAUCCAAAAGGCAUUCAUUGAAGUCAAUGAGGAAGGUGCUGAAGCAGCAGCUGCAAAUGCUUUCACGUCAGACAGAAUAACAGGGGGACCAAUGCAGUUUAUAGCAAAUCAUCCGUUCGUCUUCCUAUUAAAGGCAGGGCAAAACACUCUCUUUAGCGGAGUUUUUCUCUUCAAGAACGAGAAAUAAUCCGCUUAUUUUUAAGACACAUCCAAAUACACCGAUUUGACAAAAUCAAAUGCCAAAUUUUAUGUUCAUUGUCAAUAAAUAUUUUCAAUUACACUA